Molecule: messenger RNA, 1197 nt
Organism: Cydia fagiglandana
Lineage: Eukaryota; Metazoa; Arthropoda; Insecta; Lepidoptera; Tortricidae
Exons: 3
Coding region: 1-1197 (398 amino acids)
Source: RefSeq, a predicted model, not a curated record
AUGAAUUCGCGUGCGUCGAGUUUCACCGUCGAAGACAUCUGCGAAGCAAAGCAAGUGCUGUGCAAGUCCAUCGGGAUCGUCGGCACCUAUGUACCUCACCGGAGAGGGGAUGAAGCCGGGAAGAAGUCCCUCGAGGAUAUACAGAAAAUCCUGAGGGAGAAUAAAGACCGGAUUCCGGAGUUUAUGGCGACGGGUACUUCUAUCCAGCCGUCGUUUGAUCCGGAUAAGGUUGACGUUCGCUGCUUGUCAAAGGAAAUCGUGGCCCUAAAGACAAGAUUAGCGGAAGUUAUCUCUAAGUUUGAAGCCAGCCUAGUCACUAUUGCCGAAUUGCGCAACGAAAUCACAAGUUUGCGGAAUGCUCCAACUCGGUCGGCGGCUUCAAAUUUCAAGAACGAUCAUCGACCUGACACUCAUGUUGAGUCGGUUAGUUUGUGUGUUGCUGACACGGUAAAAUGUGCCGCACGCGCCGCUGCACCGCCCGCGCGCCCCCCGCGCGUGCGAUCGCCCCCUGUCACCUCGAAGUCACGUCAGCGUGCAUAUGCUGACGUCGCCGGUCAGCCUGUCGCAGCUAACCGGGUCAACUUGCCUGUUAAGGUGAAUGAAGCACGGGCUCCACUUAAGGAGAAGUCCUCCCGCACCGAUGUGGAUAAGGAGGGAUUCACACUGGUGGAAAGGAAACGCAAGGCGCGCAGGGCGCCUCGUAAGACUCUGUGUGGCACUGCGGAGCCGGUUAAUUCUGGCCUACGAGUUGCGACACCGAGUAAGGCGCUAUGCGUGUCACGCUUACAUUACUCCGCCGUGGCCGACGAGGUGGUGGAGUACGUCCGCCGGAAGACUGGCUUCACGCUGAGGAUGCACCAGCUACAGUCGCGUCACUAUGUGCACUUCAGUUCAUUUGUGGUGCGCGUGCCGCGUGCUUUAGUCAAAACUAGUUUUCAAAAGACUGGUUGGUUAUACUUGCCCACCGUGCCCAACAGUGGGCACGGCGCGGCGUGUCAAGUUGCGAGCUCAAACAGAGCAACGGUAUUACUCCGUCCCCCGGCCACGUGCGGCGCUGUGCUGCGUUUGGACAGUUACACUCACUGGAUCAUUAUCGAGCAGGAUACGCUGGGCGGGCGGCGUGGCGUGGGCGGGCGGUCGGCGCCGCGGCGAGUCGCCGAGUGCCGCCCGGACGAAGGGGACGGCAGAUUCCCGUAA